CUUCAAGUGGGCGGACCUCCCUCCUCGGCUUCUCCAAGAUUGGCCGGGAGAACUCACCAAUGGGGAGCUCUGGGAGGCGGACCUAGAACGCCAACAGCUUGAGGAAGACCAGCAAAUUUCAAGUUGGCUGCGGCGUGUUUUCCGCGUGGGGGAGGGGCAGCAGGUUUUUCCUAUUGGAUGUCUGAAUCCCCAGGCCCCCUCCAUCAUGGCCAGCCGGGGUGGGGGCCGGGGUCGUGGCCGUGGCCAGUUGACCUUCAGCAUGGAGGCUGUGGGCAUUGGGAAGGGGGAUGCUUUGCCCCCACCCACCCUGCAGCCUUCUCCACUCUUCCCUCCCUUGGAGUUCCGCCCAGUGCCUCUGCCCUCAGGAGAGGAAGGGGAAUAUGUCCUGGCACUGAAGCAGGAGCUUCGAGGGGCCAUGAGGCAGCUCCCCUACUUCAUCCGGCCUGCUGUCCCCAAGAGAGAUGUGGAGCGUUACUCAGACAAAUAUCAGAUGUCAGGGCCGAUUGACAACGCCAUAGAUUGGAACCCUGAUUGGCGACGUCUACCCCGGGAGCUAAAGAUCCGAGUACGGAAGCUACAGAAGGAGCGGACCACCAUUCUACUCCCCAAGAGGCCCCCUAAGACCACAGAAGAUAAGGAGGAGACAAUACAGAAACUAGAGACCCUGGAGAAGAAGGAAGAAGAAGUGACUUCAGAGGAAGAUGAGGAGAAAGAAGAAGAAGAAGAGAAGGAAGAGGAAGAAGAAGAGGAGUAUGAUGAAGAAGAGCAUGAAGAGCUACAUUGGACCACCAGGAAAAUAACUUGCCUGGAUAUUAUUUCUUGCUUUUAAUGGUCACGAUUUUUGCCAGAAGAUGAGACAAUGGAUGUCCUCCAGCAUCACAUCUAUGUACAUAUUUCUCUGCAAUGUGUCCAGCAGGUCCCACUCUUUGUGGGUGAGUUCUACAAACACGUCUUCAAAGGUCACUGAUCUCUAAAGCAUCAUGGAUAUUCUGGUUCAGUCAGCAUCAUUCUUUCCAGUGCCUCCCAUGACUUGCUGUAUUCUGUUGGUCAGAAGCCAGUCAGUAGCCACUCAGUAGUUGCACAAAGAGUGGAGUUUCCUCACUGGAUGUGGAUCACAGUCUGUGGCUGGGAACAUCCAGAAGUGGGGUUCAGUGUUCUCCCCAAGAACUGGGAAAAGUGGCUGCAUUCUGGAAAUAACUGAAAGUGAUGAAAAUCCAGCCUCAAUCAUCACUGAGAAGGUGGGGAUAAACCGCGUGGGGCGGCCGGAAACGAAGGCACGGUGACGGGAGGAGGGUGCAUGACCCCUUUUCACAGGUUGGGGUGCGGGCGGGGAGCGUCUUCUUCCCGCAGCCCCGCCAGCAGCCACGCGGGCCCCGAAGCCGCCACAUGUGCUCCCGCCACCGCCAUGGCGCCUCCCUUCCCCACAUAUAUUUUUAAAAUCCUCACUUCUAAGGUUGUUACUAUUACUCUUUCCCAUUUUACAGAUAAACUGUAGCACAGAGAAGGUUAAACAAGUUGCAAGGUCACACAGCUAGUUAAGUGGUGGAAGUAGGAUUUGAAUUUAGAUAGUUUGGCUCCAGUUGGUGUUGUGCUUAAUUACCACACUAUACUAUUUCUCCUUAAUAGUAUAGGGAGACUGAUCCCUGAACUUCUUCUAGGCUAUAGACUCACCUAUUGGGCCAGGAGCUGCAGCCCUGGUUCUGCAGUCAUCUCUGAGAGGGAGUUUUUCAGCUUUGGAAAUGGAAGUGAACGUAGAGUCAGAACAGAGAAUGGGGCAAAAGUUUCUUUCUUUCCACUCCAGAACUAUUGAGGUCAGGAUGCUUGGGACAGGGGCCGUCAGAGGGUCAGUAAAACAUUCUCCUUAUCCAUCUUAUGCAUUCCAUCACCUAGGGAUAGUCUGAGGAAAAAAUACUAGGAAGGGGUCUGUAUACUACUGAAAGAACUGGGCAAAAGUAACUCUUUUACCCCACUUCAUAACCUUCAGCUCUUAGGUGAUUGUUUUUUGUUGACCAGGUGUUUGGUCAGAUCUUCUCUCCAUACUUUUCCCUCCCGAUGCCUCAACCCAAGUUAUAUCCUUGUUUUUCCAGUCUGUUCAGAGUUAUCAAGGUAGCCAAGAAUCCUGGUUGUGGAAGUAUCUGUUCUUUCCUUGUUAAUUUUACUUUCUCUAGCUCUUUUCUCUCUUUAGUUUUCUUUCUGUCUUCUCUCAGAUCUUCCUAUACCAGAUUGGGCCUAAUGAAUAAAUGAUACUAAGAACUGGAUCUCCUCAAAUGGCUGUACAUGUAGGUUAUAGCUCUUUAAAAAUUAAGUGUCAUAUGAGAAGAGCAAAGGAAAGGAAGACCCAAGGUAUCCACCCACUUAAGUGGAGAAACAGCUGGCCUGGGACCUAAGGAAGAGUACUUAAGCAACCCUAUGUGCAGAUGUCCUGGGGUGGGGUAGAAGUUGUGUAUCGAAGGCAAAAGGAAGUCCAGCGGAGACUUUUGUGCUCUAAGGGAGGGAUGCGUUUCCUCUGGAUGAACAGCUAUAGCUGCUUCCUUCCUUCCUCAGAUUUUGCUGUGCUGUUCAAUAUGAUAGUCACUAGUCACAGGGAGCUAACUAAAUUUAAAAUAAACAGAAAUAAAAAUUCAGUUCAUCAGGAAGAGUAGCCACAUUUCAGAGCUCACUAGUCACAUGUGGAUAGUGGCUACCGUAUUAGGGCAAAUAUAGAACGUUUCCAUCAUUACAGAAAGUUCUGUUGGCCAGUGCUGGAUUUGAGGUAUUAGGGUAUCAGGAGGAGGUGCAUAUGUUCUGGCCCUUCAAGGAUCAAAUCUCUAUCAGACCUUGGGUGUAAGUUAUCUACCCUCUCCAUCCCCUUCUCAUAUCACGUACCAGUAGCCAGGCUGUAUAUACAAACAACCAGGCUUUUGUGCUCCAUGGUCUCUCCAUCUCUUUGUCCUGCCCUCUGGCCUGCUCUUGUCCUUGGUCUAUCCCUCCAGUCCCUGCAAAACAAGCUCCAGAAAAACUUUUCCAUCAACUUUGACUUAGUUUUCUGGUCACAGAGUUGAAAAAGGGCGGAGGCACUAAAUUCUUGAACAGGUAAGAAAAGGAGGCAGAGGUGAGAGUAAAGGUCACAGUCACCAUGGCAGCAGAGCUAGAGACUGACACCUUGGUAAAAAAAAAAAAACGACAACGGCCAGUAGAGAGCAAAAGAGCUGCUGAGAAUGAAAGAUAGAUGCAGACAAAGAUUGAAGUGGAAAAGAAUCUUUUCAAUCCUACUUUCUGUUCAAUUUACAUUGAUUUUAUGAACUUCCAGGAGCCUGAGGUCUGGAAUUACUAUGUGGAGGUCCAUAGAAAAGCCAACCCCCAAAUAAGGGCUAGGACUAGAUUUGUCUGCAGAUUUAAAUGAACCAGAAAUCAGAACGUACUCUAACCUCUGCCAUCUCAGGGUUUCUCAUCACUAGUCACUCCUAGUCACUCCUUUCGGAAUAAUAAAAAUCAUUUCAAUUA
Aethalodelphis obliquidens (Pacific white-sided dolphin) is the source of this 3483-nucleotide messenger RNA. RefSeq names its product RNA polymerase III subunit GL (gene POLR3GL). Bases 206 to 829 code for a protein of 207 amino acids. Gene Ontology annotation, biological process: transcription by RNA polymerase III. NCBI's taxonomy places the organism in Eukaryota, Metazoa, Chordata, Mammalia, Artiodactyla, Delphinidae. Gene Ontology annotation, cellular component: RNA polymerase III complex. The transcript has 8 exons. The record is from RefSeq and is a predicted model, not a curated record.